Melanotaenia boesemani (Boeseman's rainbowfish) is the source of this 1868-nucleotide messenger RNA. RefSeq names its product embryonic ectoderm development (gene eed). Bases 96 to 1427 code for a protein of 443 amino acids. The transcript is spliced from 12 exons. Lineage: Eukaryota; Metazoa; Chordata; Actinopteri; Atheriniformes; Melanotaeniidae. Gene Ontology annotation, biological process: negative regulation of transcription by RNA polymerase II. Gene Ontology annotation, cellular component: ESC/E(Z) complex. Gene Ontology annotation, molecular function: nucleosome binding; protein binding. The record is from RefSeq and is a predicted model, not a curated record.
GAGACAGAGUAGACGCGCAUUAAAUUUUCAAUUGGGGAAAGCGCGGUGUGGAGGGUCAGAGAGAGCAGAGGAGGAUGCGGUGACGGAAGGCCAAAAUGAGGGAAACUAAGAAUAUGUCCGAGUCCCCGUCUCAAGUGGGGAAAGAAAUACCGACAAAAAAACAAAAACUGAGCAGUGACGAGAACAGUAAUCCCGAUUUAUCAGGAGACGAGAAUGAUGAUGCUGUCAGUGUUGAGAGUGGGACCAAUGCAGAGCGCCCGGACACACCCACCAAUACGGCCAACGCUCCGGGCAGGAAGAGCUGGGGAAAGGGCAAGUGGAAGUCCAAGAAGUGCAAAUAUUCUUUUAAAUGUGUCAACAGCCUGAGGGAGGACCACGGUCAGCCGCUGUUUGGAGUCCAGUUUAACUGGCACAGCAAGGAGGGAGACCCACUGGUGUUUGCCACAGUCGGGAGUAACAGGGUAACUCUGUACGAAUGUCAUUCUCAGGGAGAGAUAAGACUCCUGCAGUCUUACGUUGAUGCAGACGCAGAUGAGAACUUUUACACAUGUGCUUGGACGUACGACACCAGCACAAGUCAUCCGCUGCUGGCUGUAGCCGGGUCCCGCGGCAUCAUCCGGGUCAUCAACCACAUCACGAUGCAGUGCAUCAAGCAUUACGUCGGUCACGGGAACGCCAUCAAUGAGCUCAAAUUUCACCCGAGGGAUCCAAACCUCCUCCUGUCUGUCAGCAAAGAUCACGCUCUCCGACUGUGGAACAUAAAGACGGACACAUUAGUGGCGAUAUUUGGAGGCGUGGAGGGUCAUCGAGAUGAAGUCCUGAGUGCUGAUUUUGACCUGCUGGGUGAAAAGAUCAUGUCAUGUGGGAUGGACCACUCGCUCAAACUGUGGAGAAUCAACUCGGAGAGAAUGCUGAAAGCCAUUCGCGGCUCGUACGAGUACAACCCCUCAAAGACAAACAGGCCUUUUGUCUCUCAGAAAAUUCAUUUCCCCGACUUCUCAACGCGAGACAUCCAUAGAAACUAUGUGGACUGUGUGCGGUGGCUCGGCGAUCUCAUUCUCUCCAAGUCCUGUGAAAACGCCAUCGUCUGCUGGAAACCAGGGAAGAUGGAGGACGACAUCGACCACAUUAAGCCGAACGAGUCCAAUGUGACGAUUCUGGGACGUUUCGAUUACAGCCAGUGUGACAUUUGGUACAUGCGCUUCUCCAUGGACUUCUGGCAGAAGAUGCUGGCGUUGGGAAACCAGGUGGGGAAGCUUUACGUGUGGGACCUUGAAGUGGAAGACCCACACAAAGCCAAGUGCACCACACUGACGCUUCCCAAGUGCACGUCUGCCAUCCGGCAGACCAGCUUCAGCCGUGACAGCAGCAUCCUGAUAGCUGUGUGUGACGACGCCUCCAUCUGGCGCUGGGACCGACAGCGCUAACCGAGAGCUCACAUGGCAGCCCCCUUCCACAACAUCCCUGACUUACAGACGCACUGCAAAAAAAAUAUCAAGUUGAACAUUUAGUUUGUGUGUGAGGUCUGAAAUCUUGUUUUUUUUUUAAGGUGUUUUAUUCUAAAUAAAGUGACAGAUUUUUAUAUUCAGCAUUCACUGCAAGCUGUGCAGACUAGAUUAUUUUCCUUUGGCAGUGAAACAUUUUAUUUUAACAUCAUUUCUUUGUUGAAAAAUUUGUUCCGUUUUUCCGUACUUUCUAGAUUGCUUUAAUGCUCUUUUCUCCACAAACACGUUCUUUACUGUUACAUAAUUUUACAGCGUGGUCUUUGAUAUUUGGGGGCUUUUCUGGGUUGUGUCCUAGAUUUUGUAAAUAUGUGGUCAUGUCUUUUUUUUUCUGUUUCUUUUUAAUAAAAUAUAGAAUUGACUUGA